Molecule: messenger RNA, 402 nt
Organism: Protopolystoma xenopodis
Lineage: Eukaryota; Metazoa; Platyhelminthes; Monogenea; Polystomatidea; Polystomatidae
Source: the annotation of a GenBank genome assembly
AUGGGAGAUGUGCCUAAACCUGAAAGUGGAUGGCUUGGUUCGCUGUUCGUACCCCAUUGCGUUGAAAUCCGGUCAGCAUGAAUCUCGACUGGUCUGACAGGCUCGAUUUGGAUAGAGGUGGAAGUGGUGGAUGUCAACAACCAUCCGCCGGUAUUUACAAGCCAGUCCUACCGGGGCUAUGUGUCGGAGAAUCAACCAGCAGGAACGCCAGUAUCGGCCUUGAGACCGGCCAGGCCGGGAAGCAGUUCUUCCAAGCCAUGGGACAGGAAUAUGCCGCUUAGAGUACAGGCGACAGACAGAGACAGUCCUGAAAUUAAUGGGAGGCUGCUUUACGUUCUUCGUCCUCCACACCCAUUUUUUAGUCUUGAUCUGCACACUGGACUUAUCAGCAUUGUUGGGUAA